AUGAUAAAAUAUAAGGGGAGAAAAUUAGUUGGAAUAAAUUUAAAAGAAAAAUUUUGGGCGUGUGGGGAGGAAAGUACAAAGAUAAUUUAAAGAGAAAAGUACAGCAUCUAAAUCAAAGUAUUAUCUAAAGUCAAAUAAAAGAUAUAUAAAACCAAAAGUAUAUAAAUAAAAAUGGGUAAAACCUACAUCAACACUUCCAAGACCUACUCUACCCCCAGAAGACCUUAUGAAAAGGAAAGACUCGAUAAUGAAAUGAAGCUUAUCGGUACUUUCGGUUUAAAGAACAAGAGAGAAGUCUGGAGAGUUUAAAUGAUCUUGGCUAAGUUCAGAAAGGCUGCUAGAGAAUUGCUCACCUUAGACCCCAAGGACCCCAGAAGAUUAUUCGAAGGUUCCGCCCUUUUAAGAAGAAUGUUCAAAUACGGUCUCCUCAGUGAAUAAGAAAGAAAGUUGGAUUACGUCUUGGGUUUGACCAUUCACAAGCUCAUGGAAAGAAGACUCCAAACCAGAGUUUUCAAGUUAAAUUUGGCUAACUCUAUCCACCAUUCCAGAGUCCUUAUUAGACAAAGACACAUCAAGGUUGGUAAGAACUUAGUCAAUGUUCCUUCCUUCAUGGUUAGAACUGACUCUGAAAAGUCUAUCGAUUUUGCUUCUACUUCUCCCUUAGGUGGUGGUCGCGAAGGUAGAACCAAGAGAAAGAAUGCCAAGAAGUCUGCUUGA
Tetrahymena thermophila SB210 is the source of this 717-nucleotide messenger RNA. Its product is annotated as ribosomal protein S9 component of cytosolic 80S ribosome and 40S small subunit. The record is from RefSeq and is a predicted model, not a curated record. Gene Ontology annotation, biological process: translation; positive regulation of translational fidelity. Gene Ontology annotation, molecular function: structural constituent of ribosome; rRNA binding. The transcript has 4 exons. Gene Ontology annotation, cellular component: cytosolic small ribosomal subunit. Lineage: Eukaryota; Ciliophora; Oligohymenophorea; Hymenostomatida; Tetrahymenidae.